GUGGACGUGAUAUGGAUGCACAAGUCUUAUUCGUCUUAUUCAUAUUCACAGAUUUACCACAAGAUGGGGGUCUCAGUGAAAGAGCAAGAUUUGUUCCCAGUAAAACCAUCCACUGGGAAAAGCAAAGGCAAGAAGAAAAAACUCAAGAGUGGCAAGGGGAAAGUUGGCAUUAAGAAUCCGACUGAAGAAUCCGAAAAUAUAGCGGGUGGUCCUUUGGCGUCUGAGGUGCAGGUUAAGCCACCUAUCAAAGAAAAUGUAGGCACAAAGAAGAAACUCAAAGGUGGCAAGAAGGAACUUGGCUCGGAGAAACCUAGUGAAGAACGUGAAAAGGUACCAGAUGAACAUGUUCCUUUGGAACCUGAGGUAAAAGCACCUGUUAAGAAAGGCAAAGGCAAGAAGAAGAAGCUCAAGAAUGGUAAGAAGGAUCUUGGCACAGAGAAACCUACUGAAGAACAAGAAAAGGAACCAGAUGAUGAACAGGUUCCUUUGGUGUCGGAGGUAAAACCACCUGUUAAGAAAAGCAAAGGCAAGAAGAAGAAGCUGAAGAGUGGCAAAGAGGAACUUGGCUCGGAGAAAUCUUUUGAAGAACAAGAAAAGGUGCCAGAUGAAGAGGUUCCUUUGGUGUCUGAGGUCAGCCCAUCCAUUGAGAAAAGUGGAGGCAAGAAGCAAAAGCUCAUGAACGGCAAGGCAAAACGGGGGUUGAAGAAAGCUAAAAAAGAAUCCAAAGCUAUGCCAGAGAAGUUAAGCUAUGAUGAGGUGGAAGUAGGCACCAAACUGCAAGCAACUGUAAAGUGCUGCAAAGACCGUGGGGUACUAGUGGCCCUCAGCAAGAUGGUUUCUGGCCACAUUGAUUACCUGAUGUUAGAAAAACAGUUAAAGAACCCAGAGAAGAAGUAUCGCCGUGGCUUAGUAUUAAACUGCAGAGUGUUGCAUGUGAUUCCGGAGAGGAAGAUUAUCAAGCUCACAAGUAAGAAAGAUCUGGUCAACUCAGUGCUUCCAGUUAUCUCUGAAUAUGACUCUGAUCUGGUGGGCACAGUGUCAGAGGGGUACAUCGUGAAAAUCAUCUCAUCAGGACUGCUGGUGGCUAUGUAUAAUAAUGUGAAAGGUUUUGUACCCAAGCGCCUAGCCACAUCAGAAAAGGUGGCAAGUCUGGAUACAGUUUUCACCAUGGGUCAGGUUGUCAAGUUCUCUGUCAUUCAGGUGGAUCCAGGGGCAGAGAAGAUGACACUGACUCUAUGUAUCGACAAGGAAGGGGAGACCAUAGAUGAAAAUGAGGGAACCAAAAAGAAAGCAGAAACCAUUGAGGAAACAAAGAAGCAAAAAGGAAAGAAACGUAAAAAGGAAGAGGAAUGUAAUGUAGACACAGAGACCACAGAGGAGGAUGAGGGAACAGAAAAGAAAAAGAAAAUGAAAGGCAAGAUAGAGAUAGAGGAACCAGAUCACAUUGUUGAGGAUGUGAGUUCUGAGGAGAUGGAAGAGGUUGAGAAAGAGGGAACCAAGAAAGAAGCAAACACCAAUGACACUGCAGAGAACGUAGAGGAAUCUGAGAAGAAAAAAGGAAAGAAGCGUAAGAAAGAAUUGGAAUGUAGUAUGGACACAGAGACCACAGAGAAGGAAGAGGGAACAGAAAAGAAAAAGAAGAAGAAGGAUAAGAAAGGCAGAGAAAAGAAUGUGGUGGAUGAGGAAGUAAAAGAUGUAAAUUUGGAAAGUGAUGCUGGACUGAUGAGCAAGAAGCCAUGCCUCUCUGUAGGGACUGGCUUUGUAUGGGAUGUCCCAGACUCUCUUGCCGACAGGGGGCAGUCCAGUGAGAGUGAAGAGGAAGAGGAGGAUGAAGCAAAAAAGAAGAAAACCAAGAAGAUGACAAAGGCAGAGCGUGAGGCCAUGGCCAAGCAGGAGGAACAGCGACUGCAUGAGCUUGAACGUGCAAGGCUGGAUAAGGAUCGACUGCCGCAAACUGCCAUGGACUAUGAGGAGCUCUUGCAGACAAGUCCAAACUCCUCAGCAGUUUGGAUUCAGUUCAUUAGCUACCAUUUGGAGAGCGCAGAGGUGGAGAAGGCUAAGGCAGUUGCCCGGCGUGCACUGCAGGUGAUCAACAUGCGCGAGGAGCAAGAGAGACUUAAUAUCUGGACUGUGAUUCUGAGGCUUGAGGUGCUCUAUGGGACGGCAGAGUCAGUUCAGGCAUCAUACCGUGAGGCUUUGGCCACAAAUGACGAGCAACAGGUGCACCUUGCCAUGGCUAUGGUCUAUGCUGAGAAUGAUAAAAUUAAGGAUGCCUCCAACAUCUACUACAUUAUGACCAAGAAGUUUGGCCAAGUGCUGGAUGUGUGGGUUAAAGCAGGGAUUUUCUUCUUUAGAAAUAAAAAGUUUGAUGAAGCCAGAAAGUAUAUGGAUAGAGCACUGAUUGCCUUGGACAAGAAACAUCAUGUGGAGCUCAUCAACCGCUUUGGGCAGCUUGAAUUCAGAUUUGGCGAGGCAGAGAGGGGGAGAACCAUGUUCGAGAGUCUGCUCAGCAACUAUCCCAAACGUAUUGACAUUUGGAGUGUCUAUGUAGAUCUGUUGACUAAGAAUGGAGAUAUAGAAGGGGCAAGGACCGUCCUGGAACGCAUGACAGGCCUGAAGCUCAAGAUCCGCAAGAUGCGCGGAAUCUUCAAGAAGUUCCUGGACUUUGAGAAGACUCACGGAACACCACAGAAGGGUCCAGGCUGUGAAGAAGCAGGUGGAAGACUUUGUGGCUGCUGCAAUUAGCAAGGAGUGAAACAAAGAUAUAUGAAAGGAUAUUAAUUUGUGAUUUGUUAUUAUGACAUUUUUUGUUAUCAUCAUCAUCGUUGUCAUCAUUAUCAUGUAGUCAUCAUCAUCAUAUUCAUCAUUAUUAUCAUUAUCAUUGUUACAACUACUGUUAUCAAUAUUAGUGUUAUUAUGAUUGUUAUAGAUAUUAUUAAUAUUAUUAAGAUCAUUAUUGUUAUUAAUUUGUUAUUAUUAUUAAUUUUUUUUUAUUAUUCAUUUAUUCAUUUAUUAUUAUUAUUAUCAUUAACAUGUAGAUGACUCCACAAGUGUUUAAUUACCAAGGAAUCAAUUAAUUACUUAGCUCACCUAAUUACCUAUUUGCUUGAUUUUUUGAAAGUUUCUUUUUUAUCUUUAUUUAUUGUUAGCAUUUUUAAUAGCAUUAUGAUAAUCAUGAUGUCAAGAAGAAGAAUAACAUUGACAUGAACAGCAUUAGAAAGAAAACUUUUGAAAGCUCAAGGUGAGGGGUAAUUAGCUGAGGACUCGUUAAGCUUACUAAUUGGCUUCAUGGCGGCACUUGUAGAGAUUAUUAUGUACAAAUAAAAUUCACGGAAGAAAAUGACAGUAGACUAUGCAAUUGCCGAGCAGUCAUUAGCAUCAGCAGGAUUGUUCUUGUUAAGGAUGUGCAAGAGUAAAUUUAUUUGCAAUUCUGUAUUAUUAUUGUUUAUUAGAAUUUGUUUAUAUAUUUAUUUGUUUAUUUAUCAGUAUUUUGGGUAAGAGGAAGGCAGUAGUACAAAAAAAUGUCUUUUAAGAUUGUAUGUGCAAUGUUGCAGUUCUGUUGUAUAUAUUUAAACAUUUUGUAAUUACAUGUAUAUUGUGUCCUUGUGAUAUUGUGAUAUGAAAUAAUUAAUUGUACUUUUUGUUUCAAAGUAGCAAUCAGAAUUUGAUGUUUAUCCAUUUAACAGUCUUUUUCUUUUUUUGUAACAUAUACAAAGUUGAAAUAUGAAAUGAGUAUGAGUUACUGAUGUUAUUACAGUCUCUAAUAUAAUGGAAUUUAAGUUCAUGUUCUAUGUAAAAUACCAUUUAACAUUAAUAUCUGUAUGUUUGAUGUAAAUUUUUGAAAAAGAAUGAGAAUAUAUAUUCCAUUUUGCCUGUGGAGAUAUUUUACAACA
This is a messenger RNA of Penaeus monodon (black tiger shrimp), 3893 nucleotides long. Its product is annotated as protein RRP5 homolog. The record is from RefSeq and is a predicted model, not a curated record. Gene Ontology annotation, molecular function: protein binding; RNA binding. Bases 16 to 2745 code for a protein of 909 amino acids. Gene Ontology annotation, biological process: rRNA processing. The transcript is spliced from 13 exons. Gene Ontology annotation, cellular component: small-subunit processome; nucleus; nucleolus. Lineage: Eukaryota; Metazoa; Arthropoda; Malacostraca; Decapoda; Penaeidae.